Messenger RNA from Acaulospora colombiana, 405 nucleotides. Lineage: Eukaryota; Fungi; Glomeromycota; Glomeromycetes; Diversisporales; Acaulosporaceae. The record is from the annotation of a GenBank genome assembly.
UCUCCCAUUGGAGCUCCCCUAAAAAUCUAUUUUCUCCCCGGUACACCCCACGGAGCUGGUUUGAUUCCCGUUGUGCAUGCCUCGGGGGGCCCGAUCAUGGACAUUGUGACGCCAUUAGAUGGUAAACCUACUGGAAAGGUGGUAGUGAUGCAGGGCCCCGAUCUUACCGGAGCCGCUCAGGCACUUCGAAAUAGAUCACCUGUGAAACCGCGGCGUGGUCAACGAUUGGGUUUUCUAGCAACAACGGCAGAGGAGUUUGCCUCACAGCUCUAUGCAGCGCUCUCCCUUUCUCAGAACGAGUCGAUGGCGAUGCGUGAUCGGGCAAGGAGAAAGAGCCGCGAGUUCUCUACAGAGGAGUUUGAGAAAGGGUUCAGGGCUCUAUGGGAAGCUAUCCAAAAGUCGUAG